CACUACCACCUCAUCCCUCCGCACCCGCCGCCCGCGCGCUCGCCCUCGCCGCCGACUUUUCCUUCUCCUUCCUCCCCUCGCAUUGCCGUUGGACUUUCCAGGACUGCCGCGACGGCCGCGUCCUCCUCCAUUGCGGGCCAAAAACGGGCGAGGUGACCCCGAUCUUCCGGGAGUUGGCAGUGUGCGACCCUUCGCGCCGGUGGUAUCUCGUGCUCCCCCCAGUACCUGACAACCUAGCCGCUUCGGUAGGCAGAUGUCGGUGCAAGCCUUCUCUCUUUCCCGUCGGCAACGAUGAGGACGAAGCUGCUGCUGGUAUCAUUCCAAGUGAUGUGGAUGGCAUACUGCGAAACUAAGCUGUCCGCCUUCGUGUUCUCGUCGAGCACCGGACAAUGGAGAGCUGCUGCAUCCAAGGCUUGGAGUGAUUUGGCCCUUUGCAGCAGCGAGUCCGGCAUGAUGUCACAGGUCCACCCUCUUUUUCUCAGGCACCAUUAUGCUUAUGGGUGCUUCUACUGGGACUGGACGCUGUUCUGGAGGAAAACAUUGCUCAUGCUUGACACAAGAAGGAUGGGGUUCUCCAUUGUUGUCCCCCCACCUGGAGAAUGGAGAAAGGAAGGUUUUGCCGUUGUGGAGGCAGGGGAAGGCAGGCUUGGGAUGUUUGGUUUCCAUGGUCAACCUGCAUCUGACCUUACCUAUACCUUUGCACAGAACAAAGGCGAGAAUCCCAGCCAGUGGCAUAUGGAGAAGAUAAUCUCACUAGAUUCUGGUUACCGGUAUUAUGGAAGGUAUUUGCUAUUGACAAGGACAGCAGACAUAUCUCAAGAGAACCCACUCUUUGAAUAUUUUUCGAUUGACGUCAAGACGUUGCAUCUUCAGAGGGUUUAUUCACAUUAUAACAGGCUUAAGUUUGCGGGGACACACAUAUAUACCUACUUCCCGCCAUCAUUUUUCUCUUCAGACGCAAAUCUGAAGUGAUUCGAUCAAGUCAUCGUCAGAUCAGCUUUCCGAGUUUAAAGUGAUAGUGGUUUCGAUAGCGUGGAGUUUCUUGCUGUUGUGAUCACCUUUUGGACAAGCUGGCGUGUGACAAUCUACAGAAGUUCUCUUGGGAGUGGUCAUCUUUACGUUGUUCUUGUUUUCAUGCUACUUCUUAGCUUUGGGUUCUGUAACAUGGAUGAGGCUGCUCUCUGCCUACAAUGCGACAGUGAGUUUCAGUCAACCAACA
Triticum dicoccoides is the source of this 1219-nucleotide messenger RNA. RefSeq lists its product as uncharacterized. The transcript has 2 exons. The record is from RefSeq and is a predicted model, not a curated record. Bases 292 to 972 code for a protein of 226 amino acids. Lineage: Eukaryota; Viridiplantae; Streptophyta; Magnoliopsida; Poales; Poaceae.